AUGGAAGAGCCUGCCGUAAUCCACCAGUGUCAGAUGAACUCACUUAAUCACUCAGUCCAUGAAAUCAUUUCUCUCUCAUCUGAAACAUACUCAACAACCUCCUACCCAUAUUUCUAUCCCAAAAGCACACCCUUUCAGACUUCUCAGAUGGCAUCAUCGAUGAUCGCAAAACCAGAAGCCAAACAGCUCAAGCCCAAUGAUUGGAACUCUCAUAAGAAUAAUGAAAAAUUCAAACCACCAAAUCCGAAAGCUUUUUCUUCUUCCUCAUCGUCGUCCAAGUUUAUUUCUUUUGCUAACUCAAAUGCAGCACCACCAGACUGUUCAAAGCAAUUGCAUGGAAAUGUAAACUGCACAUUGAAGAGCAAAGCUAACUCUAACACAAAUAUGAAGUUCUCGUUCAUACUUUCUCAGAAUUCCAAUGAAAUCCCAUUGGAAUUCGGUGGUGUGGAGACACAAAGGGUUUGCACCACUAACACCACCGCAACUAGGACUCCACUACAAGCUCAAGAUCAUGUUGUGGCGGAGAGGAAGCGCAGAGAAAAGCUGAGCCAGCGGUUCAUAGCACUCUCAGCACUCGUUCCUGGCUUGAAGAAGUUGGACAAUGCUUCUGUUCUUGGAAACGCUAUAAAGUACAUAAAAGAACUUCAAGAACAUGUAAAGAAACAUGAGGACGAGACGAAGAAAAAUCCUGUAGAAUCAAUUGUUUGUGUGAAGAAAUCUUGGCUCUCUGAGGAAGACGACUUUGAUAUGAGCUGCACACAAGUGCUUCCUGAGGUCGCAAUGGACCCUCAAUUCUCCAUGAUAGCAAAUGAUCUCGCAAAGGGCCUAAGAUCAGCCAUUCAGGAUGUACUUAUCUCUCCUCCUCCUGAGUAA
This is a messenger RNA of Camellia sinensis, 873 nucleotides long. The record is from RefSeq and is a predicted model, not a curated record. NCBI's taxonomy places the organism in Eukaryota, Viridiplantae, Streptophyta, Magnoliopsida, Ericales, Theaceae.